Messenger RNA from Eremomyces bilateralis CBS 781.70, 1845 nucleotides. RefSeq lists its product as uncharacterized. The record is from RefSeq and is a predicted model, not a curated record. NCBI's taxonomy places the organism in Eukaryota, Fungi, Ascomycota, Dothideomycetes, Eremomycetales, Eremomycetaceae. The transcript has 2 exons. The coding region runs from base 375 to 1472 and encodes 365 amino acids.
GUCUCGUUUCAUCAAUUCCUGUAUACUGUCACAUCUCCAUCACAACUUGAAGCGGGUAUAGAAAAGGGCACGCGACAUCUCUUUAGUACUUUACAUGUACUUCCGCAACUCUCAACCCACUUCCCAUUGAAAAGAAAUAUCUUAUAUCGCUGAGCAGCGGCUGUGUCUUUCCUGGAUGCGUUAGUCGAACCGGCAAAUCACUCUGUGCCCAGCGAUUGUUUGCUCUUCGUCACACCCUCCAGAUCGUUGGACCACCCCAACUGGAGGCUAAUUGGCUACUGGGCGUUCAACUUCGACUUAUUGUCUGCACAAUACCGACGACCGACUGGAUUUGAAGUGAGGAAGCUCGUCGUCUGUGGACAUAUCCCGUUCCAAUGUCUACAACAGCACACUGGCCUUCCUCAUUGCCUCAGAUACCCUGCAUCGGACUACCGAUGCUUACUGGUAUCUUACAGGUCGGAUGUACCCGGGGAAGUCUGUCGGGAACAGUGCUGCUCAUUCCUGAUAUGAUCACGGUCCAAUUCGAAAGCAAACGAAAGCUCCCAGAACCACGGAUGUUCUCUGAUAUUUGGCUUGGAAUAUCUGUUCGACUCUUAAAUACUAUCCUUCUAUAUACCUUCUUCUAUCUCUAUAAGCCCAAUCCGCUCUACUACUUGACAGAUCCGUCAACCACUACUCAGGCUAUCCUUUUGACAAGUGAAGACUGGCGCUUAGCAGCCCUCAUCUGGUUACCAUUGCACCAACUCAUGUCGCUUCCACAUCCCCUUUCCCAACCACCACCACGUCCGCCAGUCUUAGGUGACCCUUCUUUAGCACCCCAUGGAUUCCACGCCGCAAGCUGUUCACAUUCACCCCACCCACCAUUUCCACUGUCGCCGUGCGAGGACUUUCCAAUGAGUAUGGGACCGCAGAGCCCUCGACAUCCCGCCGUGGACGCCGCGGAGCACCUUCUGGAGAGCCUCCCGCCUGGGAUGUUCCCUCCGUCGUAUACCGAUUCCCGGCGACCAAAGUUGCCGUUCCCGCCCAGUCCAAAUGACCCCUUCAUGAUGUCUUCAUGCCCAUCCAGUCGAUGUAGCUCGACGAGGGAUUCAUUCUCGUCCGGUCCUCCACUUGACGAGCUGGUGCGAAGGACCAACCUCGCCGUCCAACUAGUCAACAGCCAACUCACCAUCUCCAGUCGCUACGCCCAAAUGCAACCGAAGAUGUGCACCGACGGCCGGUUCCCCGAGGACUUCAAGACCGCCAAGACGCUCGAAGAAGUGCGGGUCAUCGACCCGUCCACCCUCGACCGCAUUCUCUCGGCCUACAACUUGCCGACGGACCUGCGCAGCUUGCGGAUGACGAGCCGCGAUCCGUUCUCGCCGAAGAUGGCGCAUCUGGCGAAGCUGUGCACCUUGCUGGAUUUUCUCGGCGCAACGCAGGUUGCGGAAGCGGACAGGAUGAGGAGAGCGGCGGUCAUGGUUGGGUAUUGAGGGCGGGAUGUUCGUGCAUAUAUGGUCGUGAUAUCCUCAUGGUACGAUUCUGAUCUGGGGUCGCGGUAUAACACUCGUAUUCAAAAAGCAGUAUUGUCUUCCCAUGGUUCAUGACGUCGUUAAUUAUGCGCUUCCCGCCUACAAUCACAGCGACUAAAUGGAAGAUGUUCACCAUGACCGCUCGUGGCCUUAAGAUACAAUAGAUUCUGCAAUCCGUCUCAAUACAUCCUUGCUCAAUAGAGCUUUGGAGGGUGAACGAUAGCGCGAUGCCUUUUUCCAUCCGAACUCAUGGCCGCAAGCUUUGCCUAACAUCAGUUAGUCGGCCGAGAACGCAGUACUCCCGAUGCAACAAAGUAUGGAGACUCACAGUACA